GAGGGAUUUUUAAAAACAGAACGUCAAAAACAGCUGUGCUAAUCCAGAGCAUACAAAAUAUAGUAUGUUAUAUUAUCAAUGAUUUAGCGGUAUUUAACAUAAUCCCCUCAAAAGUAUUAUUUUAGAACGUAUGGAUAGCUUCCGUGAUCAGAACAUCUUUGACUCCCCCUCCAAGCAAAGCUAUGUGGGUAGUUUCUACUUGCCACCGGAGAAGCUCUCAUGCCAUGGAUUUGUGAGGGGGGCUGUGGAGCCUAGAGCCAAAAGCGGUACGAUACUACAGGACAUAGAUGCAGAGACAUACCGAUGUGCACCAGACUCAGGGAGCAGAGCAGUGAUCGCUGCGUUGCGCACGCUGCAGGAGAAGAUGCGGCGCCUGGAGCUGGAGCGGGCGCAGGCUGAAAAGAACGUGCAGCACUUCGCUGAGGUCACGCAGAAGCACGCCAGCAGCAGCGCUAGCAGCAGAGCCACCACUGCAGCCGGCAGUAUCAGAGCGCAGGAACAACCACGCACAAGGGGCGACCCAAACAGCAAGCACCGGAUGGAGCUUGUCACACAGCUUCAGUCCACUGAGAGCCGCUGCUCCCUGUUGGAGAAGCAGCUGGACUACAUGAAGAAGACGCUUGAGAGUGCUGGGGAGGUGUCACAUACACCCCCUCCUGCUAAGACACACACAUCUGCAGAGAGACGUGCACACAUGCCUACUGAGAAAAAGGCACAGAAGGACAACUCUAUAGAUGACAUCCAUUUGCAGCUAAACAAACUGGAGAAACUGGAAAUGGAGUGUGUUAAGCUCACCAACACACAGUCUUUGGCGGAGAGGAAGAUCCAGUUGCUGGAGGAGAAGCUACAGGAAGAGGAAAAGGAACGCAAACUCAUCCAACAGAAAGCUGACGAGCUCGAGAGAGAACUACAGGUGAAUCUUCUCAUGCAGUCAGCAUCAGUGGCUGCGUCUAAGCCAUCCAAGAAAAAGAAGGAAAAGUUACCCAUCAAGAAAUCAGAAUCAGUUCCCAAGAUGCCUUUUGCCAGACGUCCUCCUUUUGUGGCAGGGACUUCCACCAGCCCCAGUCACUCUGUGAGUGCUAACCUGCAGAGCCUGUGCCAUCUGCUCAAACAGCAGCAGCAGCAGCAGCAGCAGCAGCAGCAGCAGGGAUGGCAGGAGGGCGGCCGCCGCGUGCGCGAGUGUGAGCGACAGCGACAACUUGAGCGCGAGGGCCGCGCGCCAGGGCGAGCAGGCUCCAGGGUCAGGCAGAGGUCGGAGGGGAGCAGGGGUCAGAUUGACCAGUCGCCCCCCAGCAGAGAGGCCUCGCCCCUGGGCUGCCUCUCCCAGUUGCUUCUGACCCUGCAGGACGAGCUGGGACGCAUGAGCUUCGAGCACCAGGAGCUGGUAUGCCAGAUCUCAGACACUAAGAGCAGGCGAGUGAGAGAGGACCUGGAGAGGGAGCUGGACGCACUGGUCAUGAAGAUGGAGGAGAAAGCCACACAGAUCACACAAGUGCGCAAACACCAGAAAACAGUGAAGAGUCUGAGGCAGCCAUCGCAGAGCCCCAAGAAGCAGCAGCGCCCCACAGGGUCAAAGGUCAAGAAAGUGGGGUUGACUGGGCUGCAACAGUUAAGCCCCUCCCCCAAGAAGACACGCCCACAUAGUGUAUCACACAGUCUCUACUCGAAUCUGCACAAAGAUGACAUCAUUUGGGAAAGCUGAUGGGAAACUAGGAUACACACACGCACACACAAAUCAUUUUGCACUAUAAUAACAUGGCCAUAUUGAAGGUAAAGGCCUCCAACAUGCACAAGCAAGGGGCCAUAGUUUGUGUGUUUGUUUGUUUUUGUGUGUGAGUGAGGGAGACAGGGCACUGGCUUUGUGUUUGAUGAAUUGACAACUACCAUUGAAAGUGAGUUAACAAGAUACAUCCCAAGGGCUCUAAAAUUAUUCUCAAUGUAAUGUGUUUUAUAUUCUGUUCAAAAGUUGUUAUUUUAAGUAUUGUGUAUUUUAUGUUUUAUUCUAAAUAAAAACACCACUGAAA
Clupea harengus (Atlantic herring) is the source of this 2024-nucleotide messenger RNA. It is a transcript of the gene cep57l1, whose product is annotated as centrosomal protein 57, like 1. Lineage: Eukaryota; Metazoa; Chordata; Actinopteri; Clupeiformes; Clupeidae. Gene Ontology annotation, molecular function: identical protein binding; gamma-tubulin binding; microtubule binding. The record is from RefSeq and is a predicted model, not a curated record. Gene Ontology annotation, cellular component: centrosome.